Messenger RNA from Paraglomus brasilianum, 236 nucleotides. The record is from the annotation of a GenBank genome assembly. Lineage: Eukaryota; Fungi; Glomeromycota; Glomeromycetes; Paraglomerales; Paraglomeraceae.
AUGCCACCAGAUCGACAGCCUAAACAACGCCGUUCAGCUAUUAGUGAUGACAUUAAGCGUCAAAUAUGCGAAUGGGCGGAAGCAAAUAAAAACGAAAAACACCAUGAAAUUGCUCAACAUUUUAACGAAAAAAACCUUAAUGUGAAGAUUGACCGAAGUACUGUGUCUAAAAUUUUGAAAGAAAAAGACAAGUGGAAGGUCGUAGUUAGUGCUGAAGUUUCGACUAAAACAUUUAG